UCAGCCCCGGUGCGUAGGGCACUGGCGGGCGGCUGCAGGGCUCAGUGGGGAGCGGGCUGUGGCGCUAUGGCGAGUGUGGCUGUCAGGGUCGCUGGGCGGCGGCUGAGCCAGCAAAGCACAUCAGGAGCUCCGGUCCUCCUGCGGCAGAUGUUUGAACCCAAGAGCUGCACCUACACCUACCUGCUGGGUGACCGGGAAUCACGAGAGGCCGUCCUGAUCGACCCCGUUCUGGAGACAGCGCAUAGAGAUGCUCAGCUGAUUAAGGAGCUGGGGCUGAGGUUGGUCUAUGCUGUGAACACCCACUGUCAUGCUGACCACAUCACAGGCUCAGGUGUUCUCCGGUCCCUGCUCCCAGGCUGCCAGUCUGUCAUCUCCCGCCUCAGUGGAGCCCAGGCUGAUUUGCAUAUCGGGGAAGGUGAUUUCAUCCGCUUUGGACGCUUUGCUUUGGAGACUCGGGCCAGCCCUGGCCACACUCCAGGCUGUGUCACCUUUGUGCUGAAUGACCAGAGCAUGGCCUUCACUGGAGAUGCCCUGCUGAUCCGAGGGUGUGGACGGACAGACUUCCAACAAGGUUGUGCUAAGACUUUGUACCACUCUGUGCACGAGAAGAUCUUCACACUUCCAGGCAACUGUCUAAUCUACCCGGCUCACGAUUACCACGGGCUCACAGUCUCUACUGUGGAGGAGGAACGGACUCUGAACCCACGGCUUACCCUCAGCUGUGAGGAGUUUAUUAAGGUCAUGGACAACCUGAACUUGCCCAAGCCACAGCAGAUAGACAUUGCUGUUCCUGCAAAUAUGCGCUGUGGGGUCCAAACUCCACCUUCCUGAUUUGUCCCAGCCAGCUGCUUACAUCCGUUAUGAAUGCACUAGGUGGGGUGAGGGGAGGGAUGUCACCCCAAGGCCUCUCUCUUCUCCUACCGCUACUCUCACCAGCUACUUGAGCUUCUUAAAUAAAGUUUACUUCGUUUUGCCACGAA
Molecule: messenger RNA, 980 nt
Organism: Mastomys coucha (southern multimammate mouse)
Lineage: Eukaryota; Metazoa; Chordata; Mammalia; Rodentia; Muridae
Gene: Ethe1
Product: ETHE1 persulfide dioxygenase
Exons: 7
Coding region: 67-831 (254 amino acids)
Biological process (GO): hydrogen sulfide metabolic process; glutathione metabolic process
Molecular function (GO): sulfur dioxygenase activity
Source: RefSeq, a predicted model, not a curated record